CAAAGACGUUGUUGGGAGCUUUGAUAACACACUUGAAGGAAGGACAGACGGGGAGGACUAAAAAUGGCAAACAACAGUUUGGGAUUUGAAAAUAUCACAGAUCAACAGUCGAACAACUCAACGCUGACAGAUUUUUCAAGCAUUGAAAUCUUCAGUAUAUUCAUAUACUUUGUCGUCUUUGCUCUGGGUAUUGUUGGAAAUGGGCUUGUCAUAUAUGUGACUGGCUACAAAAUGAAGACGACUGUCAACUCCAUUUGGUUUCUCAGCUUGGCGAUUGCAGACUUCAUCUUCAUCUUAGUCAUCAUCCUCUACAUUGUUCAUGCCUUUAACAAGAAUGUUUGGCCCUUUGGUGACUUCAUGUGCAAGUUUGUAUCCUUCGUGACAGUGCUAAACAUGUUUGCCAGCAUUUUUUUGCUCACUGCUAUCAGUCUGGACCGAUGCCUGUCCACCUGGGUGAUUGUUUGGGCUCAAAACAAACGAACUCUGGUCAAAGCCAGAAUCAUCUGUACACUCAUGUGGGUUUUAUCCAUUGGCUGCAGCAUCCCAUUUGUCAUGUGCCGCUCAGGAGAGAACAAAAAAUGCGCCUAUGUUUGCCCUAUAAACAUCACAAAGUCUCUGUUCAUAUACAGGUUUAUAGUGGGCUUUCUCAUCCCCUUCCUGAUCAUUGCAUCUUCAUACAUUGCUAUCGGAGUGCGGGCCAAACGUCUCAAAAGAGGAAAGAAGCUUAAGCCUUUCCGGGUCAUUAUAUCUGUGAUCCUGGCCUUUUUCAUAUGCUGGUUUCCUUUACAUGUUCAACAACUGUCUUACAUAAUUGCUAAGGAAAAUGAGUGGCGUGACGCUGAAAAAGUAUUCAUUGAAAUAGGUCCAUUCGUUAACUGCCUGGUUCAUCUCAACAGCUGUCUGAACCCCAUUCUCUAUGUGUUCAUGUGUGAGGAGUUUAAAAAGAAGCUUAAACAGUCUCUGCUGCUGGUGCUGGAGACGGCUUUUGCUGAGGAUCAUCUGCCUUUCCGAACAUCUCGCUCUUCCACAUGUUCACAUCUCUCAGAAUCAAAAGGUCUCAACCAGACAAACGAAACAACCAUCUCGUCAUGCGGCAGCGGCCAGGACAGCAAUACAUGCUGUUAGAAAAUCAGUCUCAGAGAUAUUCAUUCCCCAUGUUAGACUGAAGAGAUCUGAUAAAGUGUAUUAGCAAGCUCUCCACAUCGCUGCCUUGAUGCCAUCUCAUCCCAGAGGUUCAAAACCAUAUUGCUUUAAAGACAAUCUGAAGGUUUAAAUGCUGCAAUUUAUGUGCCAUCAUUGUCAUCAAACUAAAAACAAUGACUUUUCAUUGUUGACUUUGACAUGCCCCCAUUUUCCAUUGGCUGGAAAAACUGAUAGCCACGCCCCAAACUCACGCCAUUGGUCAGGACAGUGUUGCUGCUUGGGUUGAAAAUUGUUUUGUGUUGUUUAUGCUUUUUGUGGAAAACCUACAAAUGAUUUAUUUUAUACUUGACUUUGCUUAUUAAAGUGGCUUUGUAGAAAUAUUUUCAAAAGAUAGCUUUCAGUUUUACAUAAUAUUUUCACUGACUUGUUUUACACAACCUUUUUA
Molecule: messenger RNA, 1588 nt
Organism: Sinocyclocheilus anshuiensis
Lineage: Eukaryota; Metazoa; Chordata; Actinopteri; Cypriniformes; Cyprinidae
Product: C3a anaphylatoxin chemotactic receptor-like
Exons: 2
Coding region: 64-1125 (353 amino acids)
Biological process (GO): complement receptor mediated signaling pathway; inflammatory response; positive regulation of cytosolic calcium ion concentration
Cellular component (GO): plasma membrane
Molecular function (GO): G protein-coupled receptor activity; complement receptor activity
Source: RefSeq, a predicted model, not a curated record